CACGACAUAAAUAAAACUGUAAAACCCUCUUCUAGUCAGCUACCCGAUCACAUAAACCCUAAUUUCCGCCAUCUCUGCUACAUCCUAUACCUUCAGAGAAGAGAGAGAAAAUGGGCAGUGACAGUGAAACAGAUAAGUCGGCGCUCAAGGAGAAGAAGAAGGUCGUUGCUCUUGCUCCCAUUGCUAAACCUCUUGCCGGUAAAAAGCUCUGCAAACGCACCUACAAACUUAUUCGCAGAGCUGCUGAACAUAAAUGUUUGAAGAGAGGUGUGAAAGAAGUUGUUAAGAGUAUCAGACGCGGUCAUAAAGGAGUUUGUGUGAUUGCUGGAAACAUAUCCCCUAUUGAUGUAAUCACUCAUGUUCCAAUCUUAUGCGAAGAAGCAGAGAUUCCUUACGUAUAUGUUCCUUCUAAAGAAGAUCUUGCCAGCGCAGGGGCCACUAAACGACCCACCUGCUGUGUGUUGGUGCUUAACAAACCAACAAAGGGGGAGCUAAGCCAGGAGGACGUAGAAAAAUUGAAGUCAGAGUCUGAGCAAGUUUCAUCAGAGAUUCGCGAAUUGACAGCAUCCAUGUUUUAGAAAGUGUCUUUGCUUGAAAGGAGGGGGGGACAUACUCAAAUAUGAUCUGAGAAAUGCCUAUUGUUUUUGUACCCUUUUUCUGAUGUAGGAAUCUAGUCUAUGUGUGAUGACUCUUGUAUCUUACAUUAUAAGAUUAUGUUAGCUCUUUUUAUGCUCUUCUCCA
Beta vulgaris subsp. vulgaris (sugar beet) is the source of this 741-nucleotide messenger RNA. Its product is annotated as H/ACA ribonucleoprotein complex subunit 2-like protein. Gene Ontology annotation, molecular function: box H/ACA snoRNA binding. The record is from RefSeq and is a predicted model, not a curated record. Gene Ontology annotation, biological process: rRNA pseudouridine synthesis; snRNA pseudouridine synthesis. The coding region runs from base 111 to 578 and encodes 155 amino acids. Gene Ontology annotation, cellular component: box H/ACA snoRNP complex; nucleolus. NCBI's taxonomy places the organism in Eukaryota, Viridiplantae, Streptophyta, Magnoliopsida, Caryophyllales, Amaranthaceae. The transcript has 4 exons.